UUCGCCGAGCCCCAAUCCAUCCUGUAGCCCCAUCGCUCUCCAAACCAUAUGGCCAAGCGGACGCUCACAGCUUCAGUCGCGCCUCGGACAGCGGAGCGAUAAGUCGUAGCCAUACUGGACUACUUUCACGGGGAUAAGUGACAGACCACAAGCGACUUGGUGUCAAGGGAUAUUCAACGGAAGGUCUUGUACAUAAAGGAGGUGACCCCUUUCUCCAACUCGCCCGAGAAACACCAGAAACCAAGUCAAUUAGGACAGAAGAUCGUUCCCUUUGAUCAACCGGACUUUGUUAUUUGAGGAAAUAUUGGAUUUUCAGGGACCGUCAAGCACGAUGACAGCCUCGGCCUGGGAAGAACGGACAGCCGUGGACUGACAAGACCAGAACCAAUCAGCAUUGAAAACAAGGCCCCGCAAUGCUGAAUCGUUCGAGCAUGCUGGUCACGGAAAUGGUGGCCAGCGCAGGUGAUUACAACGCCACCGCUGACUGGACAACCUGGCCGACAGUUGACCGCAACACCACUGACGCAGAUGCCAACACAACGGAUGAGCCAGAACGGUAUUUUCCUGCUGGGUACCCUAGCGGAUACACCUGGGCCCAUAUCAUCUUCGCCUCCAUCAUGGUGACGAUUGUUAUGCUGAUGAUCGUGAUUGGUAACUUCCUUGUGAUCUGGGCCAUCAUAACUGACAGAAACCUUAAGGCCACACAGAACCUGUUCAUUGCUUCUCUAGCUCUGGCGGACUUCCUCAUUGGUCUGAUUAUCAUCCCAUUCUCACUUUCGAAUGAGCUGAUGGGCUAUUGGUUCUUUGGCACAAUCUGGUGUGAGUUAUGGAAAGCUAUUGAUGUCCUGCUAUGCACAGCAUCCAUCUCAAGUCUUUGUUUAAUAAGUUUAGAUAGGUACUGGUCGAUCACUCGUGCUAUUCACUACUCCCGUCAACGGACACCCAAGAGAGCGACUAUCAUGAUUGCAAUCGUGUGGGUAGUGUCCGCUGCUGUUUGUAUCCCUCCGUUGAUUGGCUGGAAAGCUCCUCGUCAAAAAGAUACAACAUACCCCAUGUGCAACCUCAGUGAAGAUAUCGGGUAUGUCUUGUAUUCAUCGAUGGGUUCAUUCUACAUCCCGGCUAUAAUUAUGGUGUUUGUGUAUUAUAAAAUCUACCAAGCUGCGAAAAUGCGAGCACGUAAAACUGUCGCCAAAACGCCUAAAGCAGCCCUCGGUGCAAAAGGAGAGCACAAGAACUCAACGGAAUCGAGCGUCACAGAACAAGGUCAUGGCAACGAGGCCAAAGAUCACGAUGAGAACGAGGAUGACUUUGACGAGGCGGCACCGGAAAAACAAUGCCACGAAGCAUUUACAACGGAUGACGAGACAGCAACGCACGUGCAGACAUCUGACACCAACACGAUCUCCCAGCCUUUGCCGAGUGAUGAAAUGGCGAAGUUAAUAUCCACAGAUUCUGAUUCGACAUGUGAUAUUUCGUUACGGACCCUUAACAGGGGAGACAAUUCUAGCAGGCUUGGGACAAGUACUCUCCUGACAAGUGACACCGAGUCUUCGUCGGAACAACACCGAAGCCUGCUAAGUUCCAAUGGAAAAGAGAGGGAUGCGAACACUGACUCUGGCCCGGAGCCAGGGAACGGCCAAGUUCACCAGUUCACAAUAAUUGAGCCCAAACAAAACGGAACCCCUUCUGUCAUAGCCCCGAACAGACAAAAGAGGGAUCGGAACCGUUUUCUUGGUAAUAUUACACGCCAUCUUUUCAAUGCUAACCGUGAGAAAAAAACUCCCAAAAAGACAGACGAACUGAAGGAAAAACCGACAGAAUAUUUCUCCGCAGAGAAGCACAAGCGAAAACUUGCCAAAGCCCGCGAGAGGAGGGCAACCGUCGUACUUGGACUUGUGAUGGCGGCAUUCAUCUUAUGUUGGCUGCCAUUCUUUAUACUGUAUGUAGUGUCUGCCUUCUGUGUGAAUUGUAUUCCAAGAGUGGUGUUCACCGUGUUUUUCUGGAUUGGAUACUGUAACUCCGCCUUAAAUCCCAUUAUCUAUACCGUAUUCAAUAGAGACUUUAGGAAAGCUUUCGGAAAAAUUAUCUUUGGGAGGCGUUGGGCACGAAGAGGAUAGAUCUAAUCCAGUGAACUUUGUUAAUUCUGCCGUAUAUUUUGUACAAAAAAAGUCAGUCGGUUUAUAUAAUGUUUCCAUCAUCAUGUAUUAUAUCGUGCCGUUGUUUUAGUUUUAGAAAACAAAAUAUACGGCAGCUAAUACACUGUUCAGCGACCUCUCGUUGACCGCCAUGUCGGACAAAACAGACAAUCCUUUCCAUUUGAUCUCUCCAUGCUCUGUACCCUGCUCUUGGACAAUAGAAGAGGGUGCUUGAAAUAAAACCUGGUAACCAUAAUAUCAAAACCAGUUUGCGAAAGAUAAUUUGAUUUCGAUAUUGCAUUUAAAAAAAAUAAAUUCUUAAACAAGAGUUACAAGCAGAAUAUUUGUUAUGCUGAUUUAGGAAUAGGUUGGAAUUCAACGAUAUAUUUGAGAUUGUAAAACGGUUAGAAUACUCUCGACAUUCAAUUAGUGCUUUAUUUUCUUCGUAUAAGCAAUACUUCAUCCGCGUAGGGAUAUUCCAAGUACCCUUUGAAGAAGAUUGAAGCCCACAAGACACCCCGUAAAGACCCCUGCGAGGGUACCUUGUGGUAGGAUUGUGUAGCAAUUACUGGAAUACAGAGAUUUUAAAUGGAAAGAAGGAUAUGUUGUCUGUGCAACAAUGGAGACAUGCUUGUGCUACUCGCACUGUGUUGGCGAUACUGGGAUACGUAUUAAGUAUAGCCCAUCAGUGUCAUUACUUUUCAUUUCGGAAAAAAAGUUUCCAAUUAUCUGUUACAUUAAAACUGUUAUUUGGACUUCUUGUUAACCUUGAUAUUAUGACGCUAACGAUGUUAUGAUAUACAAAUUAAUAUAUAUUUUAAAUCACAUUUCUUUAACUUGGUAACUAUAAUAUUUGAUAUUAUAACUUUGGCGUUAUAUUUGAUAUCAUGAUCAAAAUUAACAUCAUGCGCCCAAAGAACAAUUUACUUGAAUGAUGUGAUGAUAAAUGUGCUUCUCAUGGCUCGACUCAUUGACUAACUCCACAUGACUGCACUGUUGUAUUUUAUUUUGGCAUCAUUCACAACGAAUCACAAAUGAUUGUUUUGUACAUAGUAAACGCCUUUCACCCCUUGUAUUGUGUUUACUUAUAGAUUCAUAAACACUGGUAGGUUGAAAAGUCGCCGAACACCCAGCCCCCCCUGCUGAAACCAUGCUUAUUGCAGCUUGUGACGACUGUAUUUAAUCAGGCGCUACUGCUAUGUACUAAUGAUUGGCUAUUCGGCUUAUGUAUAUCAUGUAAAUCAGUGGCAAGUUGGCAUGAUCAACUUCUGUAUUUGAACGACGUUUCGAUGUUGAUUUCAACAUCGAUACAAUUGUGAUAAAUAUGUUCAUCAUCCAUACUAUGUUGUCAUACAUGUUGUGUACAAGGGUCAUGAGUGGCCCAGGGUUCAAAGA
Haliotis rufescens (red abalone) is the source of this 3530-nucleotide messenger RNA. Its product is annotated as alpha-2Da adrenergic receptor-like. The record is from RefSeq and is a predicted model, not a curated record. The transcript is spliced from 3 exons. The coding region runs from base 414 to 2117 and encodes 567 amino acids. Gene Ontology annotation, biological process: adenylate cyclase-activating adrenergic receptor signaling pathway. NCBI's taxonomy places the organism in Eukaryota, Metazoa, Mollusca, Gastropoda, Lepetellida, Haliotidae. Gene Ontology annotation, molecular function: G protein-coupled amine receptor activity. Gene Ontology annotation, cellular component: membrane.